Anthonomus grandis grandis is the source of this 4898-nucleotide messenger RNA. It is a transcript of the gene pio, whose product is annotated as cuticlin-4. The record is from RefSeq and is a predicted model, not a curated record. The transcript has 9 exons. The coding region runs from base 329 to 1603 and encodes 424 amino acids. Lineage: Eukaryota; Metazoa; Arthropoda; Insecta; Coleoptera; Curculionidae.
UCGACCCCAACACCAGCGAGCAGACAGUCGAAGUAAAAACGAACGAAAAGCGAGUCGACUGUGGCGUAGUGCGGCGGCGUUGCCUUUCGAUUUUUUUCCAUUUUUUUUUCUAAUAAUAAUUAAUCGGGAUUAACUUUUGUCAAUAUUAUUGACGUCACGGGAAUAAUGAGACAAAAGUCUUAUAGUUCGUGCGUUUCGGGGUAAAUACGCGUGUUCAAUCGGUGAGUGCGAAUUAGUGCGUCUACUUUUGCUGUGAUAUAAUUUGGUUUUAAUUGUGCGUUUGGCACUUUUAAGGGAAUAUAUUUUUUUAAGGAUUAUUUAUUUAACUAUGAAGGGUACUGUAAGACUGACUCAAUUCCUUCCUAACAUAGAUGUAAUGGCACCGCUGCAAUUAAGUUUAGCCUUAAUAUUAUUGGUUUCCUCAGUACAUUCUGCCAAUCUACCCACCCAAUAUGUGGAAGAUGACGGUUCUGCGGCAAACGAAAUUUUGGACGCGGACGUCCGGGUCGACUGUAACAGUGACGAAAUCGUCGUGAAUGUCGGCACGAAAACGGGAAGAUUUAACGGGAUGAUUUAUCCCAGAGGACUGAGCAAAAACACCCAUUGUCUUAGCGAAUGGGUGCAACGGAAAGCCCCGAUUACAUAUACCUUACCAUUGAGGGGGUGUAAUACCAUGAGUACUGAACUGGACGACGGCGGAAUUGAAUACUUCAAUACCAUAGUAGUCCAGCCCCACCUAAAAUUAGUAACGAACCAAGGCAAAGGUUUCCACAUCAGAUGCCGCUACACGACCCGAAACAACACCGCAUUCAAUGAGGCCCUCAAAAUGGAUCCAACCCUUACACCUGACGAUCCAGUAACCGCGAUGGCGGCCAUGCCCGGGUGCAGCAUGAAAAUCUACUCCGGAGAACCGUCCAACCAUUUGGUAGCUGAAAAUGUUAAAAUUGGUGACCCCCUGAGCCUGGUAGUCUCCAUAGAUAAUCAGGAUUUGUAUGGGAUUAGAGUGACGGACUGUGUUGUAAAAGAUGGUCUGGGCUGGGGAGAACAAAAACUAAUCGACUCAGAGGGGUGUCCCACCGAUCAAGAAAUAAUGGGGAUGUUCCAGUAUUCCGAGGACGCCAGUAGAGCGGAAGUCCAUUUUAAGGCCCAUAAGUUCCCUUAUAUCGCUUCGGUUUAUUACCAGUGCAACGUCAAGUUGUGUCUGAAGGCCAACAAUGGUUGUGACCUUACGUCGUACAAAUGUGGUAAAGGAAAGAGGCCCAGGAGACAAGCGAUCGCGGGGGCGGAGGGCAACGACUCCGAGGGUACUCCGGCGACCAUCGAGGUCUACAGCGGCCUCUACGUUAACGAGGCGAACGACCUCGCCAAAUCCGGCCAAGAUGACGGCUCGGUUUUCAGUGAAAAGUAUCCGGACGAUGCCAUUUGUAUAUCGCAGCGCAGCUUCGCGAUCGGGAUCUGCGUCGCCGGUCUGAUCCUGAUGCUCUGCGCGGUGGCGGCCAUUUUAUGUCUACUGGCGCGCAGAAGGAAGAAAUCCGUCUCGAAUCCCGGCAGUUCGAUUUACAGCGGCCCAUACACCAACACCGCAUACAGUCACAGCAGCUGAGAAAAAACCCAAAACGUUUACUUUUUCCGGCUUUCAUAUUUAAUAAUACGUUCACUUUAUUUAUCUCUUGCCAUUUUGCGAUGCCGCCGGCACACUAAUCCCGAAAUUUGGCAUUAUUUAUUAAAAAUACCAGGAUUGGUGAGGCCUUAAAACUAUGGCAAGUAUAAUGUUCUCUUAAACGUGCCAUUUUAAGGCUUUUUUUGUAGUCGUUCUUGCUCACACAUUUUUUGUUUUCAAAUCUAGUUUCUGUUCUCCAUUCAAUAAAUAUAUUCGAAUAACAAGUACAGGGUUAAAAGGUGGUGGUUAAUUAUUAAUAUGAGGUAAGCAUACACUGAAAAGUUAAUUAUAAUAAACUACCCUAGUAGCACACGCGAAUCGUUUAGGGAACACACCACCAAAUGUUCCUGGGAACAUUUUGAGAAUAACUCAGGAGUGUUUUCAUAAUUUUUUUACACUGACAUAGAAAAGUUCCUGAGGAUAGAUUUUGUUGGCAGAAACGUUCUCUUAGGCUAAGGAUUUUGGUAGUCAAGGUAAUUUUGCUUAGAGCAUUUUUUUGCAAACAUCAUUCACCAAUAUGUGAUAUCAUGAUGAUACUUGAUUUUUAAUCCCAAGAGAGUUCCUCUCCAGAGAGGAACUCUCCACUUGGUUCGGAGAUUACCAUUUCAGCUGUAGACAGAAGAUCUGGAAAGAAAGAACCUCUACUCUCUUUCUAAUUCAAUAAUGAGUUAGAGACGAUUUUGUCAACCACCAAAUUGCAGCAUUAAGAUUUUUAAUAAUUACCGAACAUUUUGGGCCUUAGCUUAGCUAACUCACUAAAAUAUUUUUAUAUAUUUUUUAUAGUUAUAUAGAGCAGUUCCUGAGGAUGGAUUUAAGGUUAAAAACGUGAUUUUGGGUUAAAGAUCUCAUUUAAACUGGUUGGGUCCUCAAUUGCCUGGAAUAGAAAAAAAGUUUUCUUCCAGGCAGUGUAGGAAAAAUGCAAUUUUCGAUCAGGCAGUUAAGCUAAUUUAGUCCUCAACUGCCUGGAAUAACCAAAAAUAAUGUUUUCUCCCAGGCAGUUGAAGGAAAGUCAAAAAAAACAACUCUCUGCAACUGCCCGGAAUAGAUCAAUAAUUAAUUUUUUCCAGACCGUUGAAAAAAAUCCAAGAAAAUUAUUUUUUUUCUUAGGCAGUUAAGUUGCUUUGGUCCUCAACUGGUUGGAAUAGGUAGAAUAUUGAUUUUUUUCAAGCACUUGAAGAAGCAUUUUAAUGAUGUUCUCUAUCGAUUUUGUCAGAUAUACAGAGAUAAGCGCCGAAAGAUUUGCAGUCGACACUACCUUAAGCUAAAAAACCACACCAGACAAUUCCGUAGCAUCAAUCGAAACUCUACUUCAAAUCAGGUUAAAGGAAUCAAACCUAAGAAAAUAGUUCGCAAACUGGCAACGUUAUGAUACUUAUAGUUUGUGUCUCCCGUUGUAUGUCAACAAUUUCACAGUCAAUUCUAAACUUAUGUUUAAGUUAGGUUUUAACAAUCUUGGUGUUCCCAUCGCGGAUUGGUUAGCUUCUUUUUGGCAGGAAAAGGCGUGGAAACCCCUGGAAAACGAAUUCCACUAGCCAGAAAAUCUUAAGACUAUUCGUAAAACCAGUAGCAGUCUGGAGAAGUAGCUUCAGUACAACUUUCCCCCGAAACAGGAUACAUAGCGAGGGUGAUGAUGCAUGUUGUAAAGAAAUAGAAAGUCUUCAGGAAAGAUCUCCACGUGGCGAUUUGGAAAGGAGCAGACAAAGAAAAGGAGUUUUAAAACAAAAGAAAUAAUUGGAUUGAUAGCCAUAGUUGCUUAUUCCGAAUCUGCUAUCUCUGGACUUAAUAUCCAGAACCCAGAGGGGCACGAAAACAAGAAGUAAUAAAUUCCCAAAAGCGCUUUUUUUAUUCAACAUUCUGAUAACGAUUGCCUCUAUAGUAGGAGACAUAGACGCAAAUGACCUAAAUAUCCAGUCCAAAGGCUACCGAGUAAGAUGGACAUAAAAAGGAAAUUCCAUUAAACCUUGACUUAGCAUUUCAGAUUGAGAUGUUCCUCAAACUCCAUCAUGUCCUGUUCUGAUCAUGUAACGCAUCCGUCAAUAAGUACGUAAGGUCUUUUUUUUCUAAAAUUCGACUUUCAAGAGUAACACAACCAUUAUAACGCUUUUCCAGCUUUUCUCUACCAGCAGUGUCAAACAAGGGCCCUGAUGAAGCAAUAAAAUUAUUGCGAAACGUUGGCCAGUACAUAAAGUGACGUUUGUUUUUAUUCCUUCGAUCCCAUCCCACAACUAAACUCAAGAUUUCAAUACUUCUAAUGUUAUUGCAGUCCUUGAAAGUGUUUUUUUUUUCCAUCAAGUAACAAUAAUAUAAGCUGAUGAAAAAAAAAACUAACGAAAUCAGACCACCAUGAAAAUUCGAAAAAAUUCCAGAUAAAGGGCGGUAAAUUUUCAUGAAGUGCCUUGAAGACAUUUUCGACUAAAUACAAAUAUUACAUUGUCAAACAUCAAGAAGAAUCCCAACAAUUAAUGUCAUUAUUAUAACAGAUCUCAAGGAAACCAACAAGAUACUGGAUGUUUCAUAAAUUGGUGUCGCAAUAAAACUCUACGUUCCUAUAUCAACCAAGUUAGAGCAGUUUUUGGUGGCAAAUUCUCGUGACCAAAAAAUUGCACUGAGACGUGGCAUUUUGAGGUAAAUUGGUCAAGCGCUAAAGAAACUAUUCGUCUAUUGCCACCGUUUCUAAUUAUGUUUAAUUCAUCUUCAGGGCUCCACAGCUGACAUUCAAAAGAACAUAAUUUUUAAGUUUAAGAUUCAUAUUCAUGCCGUAUUCACAUUUGUAGAUCUGAACAUUGAGCAAGCAACUCAGUUGACAUUCAGUGAAUAUUAAUUGUGCUAUUAGGGUACGUCCUUUAAUGCUCUUUUACUUAUAGACAUUAAAGAGAAACUAGAUACACUGUUGAAUUUAACUUUUUGGUGUUAAUAAUACACACUGUAGACGGGCCUCAGGGAACAAUUGAACGAAUCCAAGCCAUAACAGGUGGCCAAUAGAAAGUUUCCCCGCAAGGCUCCGGUCCGGUCCUGAAUCACAAUCGCAUUUUAUCGAAAUCCGAGCACUAAUUUUGUAAAUAGUCACGAAAAUGCGGAUCUGGUUCUCGACCAUUAUUAGAUGGUGGUAUAUUUUAAGGUGAAAAACAUUCAAAAAAAUAAAUUCAUAAAAAAUAUAUAUGAAUCAUUUAACGGUGCUUUUAUCAAUUAAAAUUUGUAAUACUGUAACAACGAAUAAAUAAAUGUAUUUAAAAAUUGA